UAACAUCAAAUAGCUUCAACUUUCUCCCAAUUACAAUUAUGUCGAUUAAAUUGUAGUCCUCCUUGCCAAACCAACGUAGGAACAAAGAUUGGUUAGUGUUUGAGUAGUUUAGAGAAGGAAUGAUUUCAUGGUUUACUCAAACAAGUUUUUACACCACUAACUAACACACAAUGUUAUCCAAAUUUGACCAUCGAAGACUCAAACUCAAGUGAAUUUUGACCCUUCAAUUUUCCACCAUCUUCUUCUCUGCCAAAAUGGCUCAUGCUUACCCUCUCUGUUCUUCCCCUUCUUCUACUCGCAUUUCAUUCCCUUAUUCCUUCACCAAUCCCAAAUUCCCCAACCGCAAAUUCAAAACCUUUUUCUCUUUCCAACCUCCCAAUUCUCUUGAAGAUGCUAAACACAAUCACCCUCAUGCUAAUUCUUCAACUUUAUCCAAAUCUAAAAUCUGGGUCAAUCCCAAAAUCCUCAGAUCCAAUCGAGUUUGGAGCAAAUCCCAGAACGCCAUGUCAUCUCUCGCCAAACUCCAGUCGUCUAAUCUUAAUGAGCAACAAGUUUCUGAAAUUCUCCAGGGUUUGGGAGACAGUGUUACAGAAAGUAAUGCAAAGCACAUUCUCCGUAACAUAGCAAACCCUGAUAUUGCAAUGCUUGCUCUUAAUUACUUCCACAAGAAGAUUAAACGGGAAAGACUUGUUGUUCUUUACAAUGUGUUGUUUAAGCUUUUUAAAGAAAUUAAGGAUUUUGAACAAGCAGAGAAGGUGUUUGAGGAAAUGCUUCAGAGAGGAGUCAAGCCUGAUGUUGUUACGUUUUCCACUUUGAUUAGAUGUGCUUCUGUUUGUUCUUUGCCACAGAAAUCCGUGGAGUUGUUUGAGAGGAUGCCUUCUUUCGGUUGUGAGCCGGAUCAUCAUGUGUACUCGUCUAUGAUUUAUGCUUAUGCUCGCACGGGGAAUGUUGAUAUGGCUUUGAAAUUAUAUGAGGAUGCGAAAAAUGAGAAAUGGCCUCUUAAGACAGUUGUAUUCUCUACUUUGAUUAAGAUGCAUGGUUUGUUGGGAAACUAUGAUCAGUGUUUCAGCGUUUAUAUUGAUAUGAAGGCUCUUGGUGUUAAGCCGAAUAUGACGAUGUAUAACACUUUGCUAUAUGCAAUGGCGAGAGGUAAGAGGGCAAGGGGUGCUAAGCUUGUAUACGAAGAGAUGAAAAAUAAUGGAUUUUCGCCACUUUGGGCAACCUAUUCAGCUGUCUUGGAAGCUUAUUCGAGAGCACGGUUAAGUAAAGAAGCUUUGAGUGUGUAUAAGGAAAUGAAGGAAAAGGGGAUGACUAUGAAUAAUGUUCUUUACGGCAUGCUUCUUGACAUGUGUGCCGAUGUUGGCUGUGUAGAUGAAGCUAUUGAAAUAUUUGAAGAUAUGAAGCAAUCUGAGGCUUGCGAGCCCGACGUUGUCUCAUACUCAUCCUUGAUUAACAUGUAUUCAUGCCUAGGGAAAGUUUCGGAGGCAGAAGCCAUGUUUAAUGAAAUGAUAAGCCAUGGAUUGGAGCCUAACAUUAAGGUUCUCACAAUGUUUGUUCAUUGCUACGGAAAGGCCAAACGAACCGAUGAUGUUGUGAAUAUAUUUAAUCGAUUCUGGAAAACUGGCAUCACUCCUGACGACCGGUUGUGGGAUUGUCUUUUGAAUGUGAUGACCGAACUUCCAAAAGAAGAGCUCAGUAAGAUGACAAACUGCAUCGAGAAAGCUAACCCAAAGCUUGGUUAUAUUGUGACAUGUUUGACGGAAGGGAGCGAGGAUGAUGGAUAUUUUAUAAGGGAAGCAUCAAAAUUUUUAAGUUCAGCUGAUGGUGAUGUAAAGAAGUCCUUAUGCAACAGUCUACUCGAUCUUUGUUUCAACCUUGGUGUGCAAGACAGAGCUCGUGACCUUCUUGACUUGGGAUUGAGGCUUAACAUAUAUAGCGAUAUACAAUCGAGAUCUGAAACUCAGUGGUGUUUGCACCUAAAAAGACUCUCGAUUGGAGCUGCUAUGACUGCGUUUCAUGUUUGGGUUGAAGACUUGUCUAAGGCUUUUGAAUCAGGCGAGGAGCUUCCACAAUUACUUGGAAUUUCUACUGUCCCUUGGAGAUACGGGCUAUCAGAGAAAGAGAAAGUCUUGGCUACUGUAUUUGAAUCAUAUCUGAAGGAACUUAGUGCUCCUUUCCAUAAGACUACUAAAAUGGCUGACUGGUUUUGUACUGCAAGAGAUGCAAAGUCAUGGCUGCAAUCCAGAGGUUCAACUCAAAUUGCCGAUCUUUUCUAUUGAUAGAGUUGUUAUAAGUUAAUCAUUUUCCAUAAAGUUUCUAUCCAUUUUUCUUUAUCUCAAAAGGGGAUUUUGGCAUUAGAUUCAAAAGAUAAUAUUUGUAUUAUUUUGAAUUGUGAAUGAAAAUGAUUUUGGCAUUA
Molecule: messenger RNA, 2416 nt
Organism: Lathyrus oleraceus (garden pea)
Lineage: Eukaryota; Viridiplantae; Streptophyta; Magnoliopsida; Fabales; Fabaceae
Product: pentatricopeptide repeat-containing protein At4g16390, chloroplastic
Exons: 1
Coding region: 255-2279 (674 amino acids)
Biological process (GO): positive regulation of translation
Cellular component (GO): chloroplast stroma
Molecular function (GO): rRNA primary transcript binding; protein binding; mRNA binding
Source: RefSeq, a predicted model, not a curated record